Messenger RNA from Cetraspora pellucida, 201 nucleotides. Lineage: Eukaryota; Fungi; Glomeromycota; Glomeromycetes; Diversisporales; Gigasporaceae. The record is from the annotation of a GenBank genome assembly.
AUGACCCAAGUUCAUAUAAACAUGGCAGUUAUCAUAUUAGGCGAAUGUUAUUUACCCAUAACAAUAAUCAUUACGAUUGCAUAUCAGUUAAUAGUAUUUAUUAUCGCCUAUACUUUACAAGUUGAUACUGCAAUAACUGAUAAUCUAAAUUAUAGGAGGAUCAAAUGUAGCAUUGCUUGCCAUCUUAACUUUAGUUCUUAG